UAUAGAGCUGUAAACGUAAGCCAGCCGUCACUCCGCUGGAGCCCCCGCCCCGCCGGUAUGUUAACGGGAACUCCCCCUAAGUUCCCCGGUUGUCCUCUCUCUGCUCAUUCUCUCCAUGAGCUUUCACACACGCAUACACACAUUCCCUCUCUCUCACACACACACGGAGCUUCUGCGUGUUGAAGCAAACCUCCGUAUGCUCUCUCGGCUCUUCCCCGGCUACCCGAAAAGCGGCUGUUUGGUUUCGCAGUCUGCGUCGAGCCUUGUCGUGACAGAGUUUGGAAACGGCUGAAGGAGGAAUUAAGGGGGGCGAGGAGAAGGUGGUGUCCUUCUAUCAGAAACACACACUCCUCCUAACAUAUUCCUGACAGCACAAGACGGAAGGGUUAAGAGAGUACGGGAAAGCAAGAGCUGCAGACACACACUCAAAGAGAAAAAGGCCACUGGCCAUCUGUGGUCAGUCCCCUGCUAUUUUGCAGCUGUGUUGGAGUCAGCGAAUGGUCCUCAGCUUUGACAGGAAGAAGAGGUUCUUCUCCAACGUUGCCCGGGGGAUGAGCCCAGGCUAGGGCAAUGCUAAAGCCUUGCUGGCCUUGGAUUAGGCCCCUUGGGCUAUUUUGUGUAGGGAUGGGUGAUACCCCAGUUGGAUCUUCUGCUGUCACUAUACUCCACAACUAUCAUUAGUGGCUAAUGAGCUGCUGCUAGAGAGGAAACAGAGAAGGUGCCUGUGGAGAGAGGUGAAACCUUACAGCUGUUAUUAAGAGGCCCAGAGAGAAUUCUUUGCCUCUGCAAGGCAAUUAAACCAUUUAAAGCUUUGACUAGCAUGACUUUGUAUUUCAUUAUUGUAGGUAUUUUUUAUAUGUUUUGAUAGCCUUUAAUAAAAAUGUCUCCUUGUAGUUGAAAGACUUUUUUUUUUUUUUUUUUUUCCAUGAAGAUGAUUCAGUGUUUGGACUUAAAUUGUUUUUCUCAUGCAACUGAAGCAGUUUCAAAAAGAUAUUUUUAUUCAGAAGGAUUUUUAUUAUGUUGUUUUUGUUUUACGCUUCCUUAUAAUUUUGACCUUCCUAUGCCCUGAAGAACAUUGGUCACCAUGGCAGCAGCCUAUCGUGUUGUUGUGAGUAGCGUAAGCUGCUACAACAGUGUGGUAGUGGACCGACGCACUCACUCCCAUGCGGUACACUACUGCUCAGGGCCAUGUGGAGCACUGUCCCAGGGCCUAGACUGCACUGUUGCACACCGUGGCACCUGUUCUGAGCUGCUUGUUGCUCCUGACCCUCCAUACAAUGACCUUAACAGCUCACCCAUACACUCCCGCAACAUUAUCACUCAGCAACUUCCUAACCAUGCUAAAGUUUGUCUUACUAUGGAUACCACUCAUAAUGGUAGUCUAGAGAGAGCAGGUAGCAGUGGCAAUUUAUCUUUAGGAGAGGAGAGCCCCACAUGGCGUGGUAAAAAGACCCCCAGUGGUGGAGGAUUGGCUGGGAGUAUGAGCUCCUCUGGCAGUUUGAAGGACAUUACUGAAGAAGCCAUCAACCUGGCCAGUGGUAAGCUCAAGGAGUUUUCAUUUGACAAGCUCCGCCUCUCAUCCUCCAGCCACAUCACCUUCCGGAAAGGCCGCAAGGUCCGUCCUGAUUCUUUUAGCCGUCGCUCCACUGACCUGGAGAUUAUUUAUGGCCACUUCAGCUCCAACCUUACUACAAAUGCAGCUACUAAUGGUAUGACAAAUGGCACAGGUUCUUCUAAUGAUGAGAAUCUGCCACCAUUUGUGCAAGGGAAAGGAACAGUGCUAGAGGAAACAAAGCUAAAGGCCAGCACAGGCAACGUGUCAUCAAUCACCAAAGUUGGUGGUGGCUCAACAAGCAGCCUCACAAGUAUUGGGUCAUUAGACCAAAGUCUGAACACAGUGGCCUCCCUGUACCGCAACACCCUAGGAGAAGAGAACUUAAUUGCCCGUCUGCUGGAGAAGACUCGAGCAGAAGCAGCUACUGGGGGAGCAGGUGGGGAGGACAUACGUGCUUGCCUUGAUAUUCUGCUUAAAUGUUCUGAAGACCUUAAGAAAUGCACCGACAUAAUCAAACAGUGCAUCAAACGCAAAGCUGGUGGAGGGCCAGAGGAUGGGGGAGCAAGUCCUGACAGUGUAUAUCGGGCUGUGAUGACCCGUCUCAGUUCUUAUCUAAAAAGACUGCCUCUGGAGCUGGAAGGGAUCGGAGAUUUGGGAGGCAGUGGACAGGGUGCACCUGGAAGCGGGCACAGUGAUUUGGCUGAGCUGGUUAAUACUCUUCACUCCAUCCAGCAGGGACCUUACUCUCCGAUAUUUGGCAAUGAACAGCCUCCCCGCUAUGAAGAUGUGGUGCACUCUCCUCCAAUCCCAAAGACUGUUUCACAUUCUGUUUCUACUCCGUCCUCUAUCUCAUCUAAUUCUUUAUCUCUGAAAUCAGAUUCCAUCCAUACCAAACCAGUAAAUAGCUCACCCCAGCUUAGAGCUACUGCACUUACUAAUGGAGUACAACAUCCACAUAGUUCUUCUUUCACACAACACACUCUCUCUACCCCAACCAUCAUAUCCUCUUCGUCCAGCUCCUCUCCAACACACUCCCCCUCCCCUCUUCGUACCUCUCCAACUCCACCAUAUACACACACUCCCCCAGCAUCUCCUAUGGAGGCUCUUUACAUUGAGGAAGAGGAAGCAGAUAUGGGAAAGACACCAGAACAAAUCUCACAGCAGACACACACUCCAUCUAGAGGGAUGAACACUAGCCAGUGCAAAAGUGGGACUAUGUUGGGACAACACAUACACCUGUCCCAAACACACAUGCUCUAUAACUCUUCAAAUAAUUUGCCAGUCAGCUCUGGCUAUGGCCCAAGUUGGCCUUCCUCUGCCUCACUAACAGUCUCUGCACCCAAAGCUGCUACACACAGGAAUGAUGACAUUGAUAAGUUGCUGAUGGACUUGGAGAAUCUCUCUCAGAGUAUGAGUCAUCCCAGAAAGACAGAGCCUCCGCUUCCAGCCAAGACCAGGAAGAGAGAUGGGGGCCAAGGGAUCACCUCCAGUGAGUCCUUCACUCAACCCAAAAUGGCUCAGUUCCAAGUCCCAAAGCCAAACAGCCACUUAACCAUGAACGGUAUUAGCUCCAGAACUCCCCAGUCUCUCACUCCUCCUAAGGAAGAGAGGAGUGAAGCUGUGGCGGGAGAGGAGGAAGAUGGGGCGUUGUUGCUGAGAAUCCUUGAGAGCAUUGAGAGUUUUGCCCAAGAACUGGUGGAUUCUGGGGCAGGUAGCACAGGGAGUGCUGAGAGGAACAGUGGAAAGGAGCGGGAGGUGAUGAGGCUCCUGCAGGAUACACUGGCCACAGCUGGCAGGGCUGAUACACCUCUGGAGAGCACAAACCCACCAGCUGCUCCCACUACUUCAACAGUGCACCCAGAUGCAGUCCCAGAUACACUGACAAAACACACCUUGACAAAUACACCUGAAGUUUCACCUGCACCGACAACUGCAAUAUCUGAAGCUGAAAGUAGUGCUUCAACUGAACAAGCACCUAAAUCUACACCUGAAAGUGCUUCCCAACUUUUGCCUACACUUACACCUGACCUUACAAUCGAGGCUAUGGAUAAAAUUACAGAAGCAUCUACAGAUGAGGAUGACUCAAAAUCCGUCCCUGCCCCGACAUCAUCUGCACCUGCAAGCUUGCAUUCCUCUCCACAUUCAGAUGAAACCAUACCUGUGGUCACACCUGAAGCUCCAGCUCCUGUUGCCAUACCAACAACAGCAAGUGCUACCAUUGCUGUUGAUGAACCUGCAGCUUUGAGAGAUGCUGGCUCAACCCUUCUCAUCCAGCAGACUCCAGAGAUUAUUAGAGUCCAGGCGAAACCAGAAAAGAAACCAGGAACACCUCCUCCUGCUCCCGUUGCAACCACAGCCACACCGCCCCCCACGCAACGCUCACCCAGCCCUCCUCCAGCUCCCGUGAUAGUCACCCCUCCUCCUCCUGCCAUUAACAUUCCCAGGUUCUACUACCCUCGUGGGCUUCCUGCCCUGGGCCCGGCUGCCAACCACGAUGCAGCCAUUGCUGCCAUUGAGACAGUCUUCACCGAAUUUGAGGAGGAGAAGGCUGAUAUUUAUGAAAUGGGCAAGGUUGCAAAGGCGUGUGGGUGUCCACUUUACUGGAAGGCACCCAUGUUCUACGCAGCAGGUGGUGAGAGGACAGGAUUUGUGUCCGUUCACUCAUUCAUUGCAACCUGGAGGAAGUUGCUGCACAGUUGCCAUGACGAUGCAUCAAAGUUUGUUUACUUGCUGGCUAAGCCUGGCUGUAACUACCUGGAACAGGAAGACUUUAUUCCUCUACUGCAGGACAUUGUAGAUACACAUCCUGGGCUCACAUUUCUGAAGGAUGCACCUGAAUUCCAUUCACGCUACAUAACAACGGUGAUCCAGCGGAUAUACUAUGUAGUGAACCGGUCCUGGACGGGACGUAUCACAAUGAUGGAGCUGCGCCGGAGCAACUUCCUUCAAACUCUGGCCCUGCUGGAAGAAGAGGACGACAUCAAUCAGAUCACUGACUACUUCUCUUACGAGCACUUCUACGUUAUCUACUGCAAGUUUUGGGAGCUGGACACUGACCACGACCUGUAUAUUGACCCCAAAGAUCUGGGGAGAUACAACAACCAUGCAUCCUCAAACAGAAUCAUUGAGAGAUUAUUUUCAGGGGCUGUUACUCGGGGUAACGCUGUGCAGAGAGAGGGCAGGAUGAGCUACGCUGAGUUUGUCUGGUUUCUCAUAUCUGAGGAAGACAAAAAAAAUCCCACCAGUAUAGAGUACUGGUUCCGCUGCAUGGAUGUGGAUGGUGAUGGUGUCCUUUCCAUGUUUGAGCUGGAGUAUUUUUAUGAAGAACAGUGUGAGAGGAUGGAGAGAAUGGGCAUCGAACCUUUACCCUUUCAGGAUUUGCUCUGCCAGAUGCUCGACCUGGUCAAACCUGAGAACCCAGGUAAGAUAAGUCUGGGGGAUCUGAAACGCUGCCGGAUGGCUCACAUAUUCUUUGACACUUUCUUCAACCUGGAGAAGUACCUGGACCAUGAACAGAGAGACCCAUUUGCUGUGCAAAAGGACAUUGAUAGUGAAGGUCCAGAGCCAUCUGACUGGGAUAAAUAUGCCUCAGAAGAGUAUGAGAUACUAGUGGCGGAGGAGACUGCGAAUGAACAGCUACACGAGGGGUCGUUUGAUGAUGACUAUGAAUCAGAGGAGCUUCAAGUCCCUGGAGAGAUUGGGAAAAUGGAAAAACUGGUCAUAUCUGACCUCUCUGCAUAAAACUUGGAAAUCUUGGGCUUCUCUUUCUGGGAAACAGAAACCAACAAGGUGAUAGAGGGCCACCUGGGAUAUAUGAAUCCACACAUGGAUAUAAAGACAGAGAGAAAGGAAUUCUGGCACCUGUCUUAUGAUUACUCUGUGGAUUUAUUGUAUGUUUGUGUGAGUGUGGCCAUAAACCAGUACUGUUCUGGUGUCUGGUGCAAUAAUGCAUCUGUAUUCACACAGAAAAUAAUGUCCCUGCCUCCAGCUUUUUUGCUCCACAGAAGCCAAAGACAGAUGUUUGGUAAGCUCAAGAAGGACUCAAGUAAAAUACUUAACUGUAAAAUAAUGUAAUUAUUGUGAAUUCUCUACUGACAAUCCUGCCAGAGGACAAUCUUUCUGAAUUUUUGAGUUAGACUCACAGCAAGCCUGCCAGGUGCACAAAUAGACGUCUAGUGGGAGAAACAGGCAGGUAGAAAGAAAUAAUGACAGUGACAGAUACUGCCAUUGCAGAGCAGCAGUCCACUGCUUAAAAAUAUGACAUACACUGCCUUGAGAAACCUGCUGGUAAGCAGCUUGCCACCAUGUUUCUUAUAAAGGAAGCUGUUAGUCCCUUUAGUCAGAGGUCAUAUAACAACCUGAGUGGUUAUAUCAGCACUUCCACUCGGUGGCCAGUAUGUGGUACUACAUGCUGCACAGUGCGUGAUGGCUGGCUAUCAUUUCCGUGAAGGAGUUCAGUUCACUGUACAGCCUGAGCUGUUCUAUUAUUAUCGCAACACUAUCAGUGCUUCACCUCUGGACUCUCUCUGGAGACAUGGACACUUAUGUUCAUGCUCUGCAUUUCAGUUUAUUCAUUCUCAAUCAAAUAACAGUGAAAGAUAUGGGAUAUGCACAUCAUAUGAUGCAUGAUUGCCAGUCAUAUCAAACUCUCCGGUAGAGUUGCUCAAACAUUUCCACCUGUAACAUUUGUAAUGAUACAGUAGAUGUGCCUACAAUUUGUAAGUUGUUCCUGCCAGUUUCAUGCAGCCUCCCACUGUGUUUUUCCACACCCCAUUUUUUUCUUUUUUUUUUUUGUUAAACCUUUAUUUUUAUGGCAUGCUAAAUUUAACAAGCAGAACUGUAGAACAGAAACAGGCUUAACAAACUCGGCACACAUCAGAGACAGAUGCGCUGUUAUAGUACAUUACACAGGAAGCUUAGCUUUAUUGUAUCAAGUUAAAGAGCAAGAAAAUGGAAAAAUAAUUCUCCCGUUUCAUCAUCAGAGUUAUCCUUUCCAUGUAUUCUCACAUCUUUUUUUGAACAUGUACACUACCUUUUAAUUAAUUUGAACUGUUAUUGUCAUUUAGUCGCUGCAAAAAUAUCACCUUUUUACCUGUUUACAUGUCAUAGCCACAUAUAAUUUCUUUAUUAAAGUUUCUGAUGUCUGCUCUACCUGUAGCACACAAAAACAUACACCACUAAAGAUGCCUUUUGAUAAAUAGGUUACCUAAAAUUAAAAAAAUAAAUAAAUAUUGACACACUUGUAUUGGUAUCCUGCCUGCAAAAAGUUUGGAAUAUUUUGAAUCCAUUAUUUAAAUAAGUGUGAGAUUUCAAACAACACCUCACUACAGUGUUUGUCCCUUUUAGAAAACAAAUCUCUGAACAUGUGUCCCUGUUACUCAAAUUAAAGAGCAGAAGACACUGUGAACAGUUUCAAUUAAAAUUGCUCUCUGUAGACUAAAUAGUCCUAAAAUUAAAGAUUGUGAAUUAUAGAGACUAAGAACACACUGUUUUGUGCUGUAGACAUAUCACUGCUGAAUUGUUGUAUAGUUGUUUGUUUUGUUUUCUUUGGUCCACCACACAUGAGUUUGCAUUCACUGUACUGAGAUGAAGCCUUUUUUUUUUUUUUCUAUAAAUUUUUCUUAAAGCCAGUUGAUACAAUACAAGCCAAACAGUUUUCACGGUUAGAUGCCACUAUGUGAGUUUACUUUGUGAACCCUUUAAGUCCUUUAUUUACUAUAAUAGCUAGGAGCGUGUGUUUGCACUGAUAGAAGAGUUUGCUUUAGGAGCCUGUGUUGUGUAACUUUUUAUUGCCAUGGGCAUUGUGUUCCAAGAUCAGUGGAUGUGUGUGCCCCUGUAUAACUCUUUAAUUAGGAGUAGGGUAUCUCUUGUCCUCAGUGGCUUCAAAUUAACUAACUUUCAUCCUUUUCUGGCAUUUGCUGUACAGACUCACCGUAGUGUAGUUGCAGUUGAAAGAGUAACAAAGAGAGCUUGUGGAUGCUGUAAGGUUUUAAGGACCUUGAUGACCCCACUUCUGCUUUAUAUUUGUUGUAAAUCUCUCUAGCUUUGUAAUAAACAGUAUUAUAAUAACAGUAAUAACAAGCCAAUAUGGACAUAACAACUGUAAUCUGAUGGUUUGUAUUACUGUGCCACUGUGUGGCUUGGGAUGGGGGGUAAAUUAUGUUAACUGUGUGUAUGCUUGUGUUAGACGUGCAGUGGAUUUUAUCAGCAGAAGUGGGUGAUGUCCUCUUUUUCUACCCGACCUGACAAUCACAAAAUUGUAGAUAUAUCAUCUAAUAUUGAAACUUUUGAGACUGAUUUUUUUUUCACUGCUGUGAUCACACUCAUUCACUCUUCAAGAGAUUUUUUCACCCAUACAGUAUAUAAGAAAGAACUAUUAAUGGCGAUGGGACAUUAUCAAGUCUGGAUGACAACUUUUUGGUUCUAUGCAAAGUAUCCUGGUGCUCACAGUCCAAGCAUCAGACAAAGGAGCAAAGCCAUGCAGGACUUUUACUUUGAAAUUAUGUCUUUACUGACAGAGGGAGAGAAAAGACUUUAUUUUUGAUUUACCUCCUCUGUGCACAGGAAACUUGAGUAGAGUGAUAUCUGGUGGUCAUUGUAUUGGCAUGGUUUUCUUUCCUUCCUUCCUUCCUUCUCUUAUUUUUGUUGCUUUCAUCUGAAGUUUAAAUAAAGAUGUUUAAAAAAAAAA
Messenger RNA from Archocentrus centrarchus (flier cichlid), 8243 nucleotides. It is a transcript of the gene ppp2r3a, whose product is annotated as protein phosphatase 2, regulatory subunit B'', alpha. Gene Ontology annotation, molecular function: calcium ion binding; protein phosphatase regulator activity. Lineage: Eukaryota; Metazoa; Chordata; Actinopteri; Cichliformes; Cichlidae. Gene Ontology annotation, cellular component: protein phosphatase type 2A complex. The record is from RefSeq and is a predicted model, not a curated record. The coding region runs from base 1085 to 5296 and encodes 1403 amino acids. The transcript has 13 exons. Gene Ontology annotation, biological process: protein dephosphorylation.